GUUAGAGAGUGCAGUCGCAGGAAUGAAGUCAUUUAUCAAUUACUCAGAUGACUCGGAGUUUCCCAUCGAAAAUUUACCCUAUGGGGUUUUUUCAAUUGCUGGCAAUGAGGCAAAACAUAUUGGAGUAGCGAUUGGAGAACAAAUUUUGGAUUUAUUUGUGAUUUCUCAUUUGUUCACUGGUCCAUUACUCGGGAAUAAACAAGAUGUCCUCCGUCAGGAGAGUCUUAAUGAUUUUAUGGCCCUGGGAAGGCCUUCCUGGAUUGAGGCCAGAGGUACCAUUCAAAAUUUGCUGGGUGUGAAUUGUAGGACUUUACAGGAGGAGCCACUGCGAUCGAAGGCGUUUGUCGAGCAGAAAUCAGCGAUAAUGCACAUGCCUGCCAAAAUCGGUGAUUACACGGAUUUCUAUUCUUCAAUAUAUCACGCCACCAACGUUGGAAUCAUGUUCAGAGGAAAGGAGAAUGCUCUUCUACCGAAUUGGAAAUAUUUGCCAGUUGGUUAUCACGGUAGAGCCAGCUCAGUCGUUAUUUCCGGCACUCCGAUUCGUCGGCCACGCGGGCAGACACUUCCGGUAGAGGGUGAGGCACCGGUUUACGGUCCUUCAAGGCUCAUGGAUUUUGAACUGGAGGUUGCAUUCUUCGUGGGUGGCCCACCCACCAACCUCGGCGACACAAUUACAGCAUCCAAGGCUUAUGAUCAUAUUUUUGGAAUGGUUUUGAUGAACGAUUGGAGCGCUCGAGACAUUCAAAAAUGGGAGUACGUGCCGUUGGGUCCAUUCGGUGCAAAAAAUAUGGGAACGACAAUAUCUCCAUGGGUAGUAACUAUGGAGGCACUGGAGCCCUUCAAAGUUCCCAACAUGCCGCAGGAUCCAGCGCCCUUCCCCUAUCUCCAGCAUCCCGAGUCCUGCAACUUUGAUAUCAAGCUCGAAGUUGACAUAAAGCCUACAAACGGAGUUGUGACGACUGUGUGUCGCAGCAACUACAAGUUCAUGUACUGGACACCCCAGCAGCAGUUGGCUCAUCACACCGUCACUGGAUGUAAUAUUAAUCCUGGAGAUCUGAUGGCAUCAGGAACAAUCAGCGGACAGUCCGCAGACUCGUAUGGAUCAAUGCUGGAACUUUCCUGGAAAGGCUCCAAGCCGAUUUCGAUGCAGGACGGCAGCACCAGAAAAUUUUUGCAAGAUAACGAUGAAGUUAUCAUCAAAGGAUAUUGUAUUGGAGAUGGCUACAAAAUUGGUUUUGGCCAGGCAACAGGAAAGCUCCUCCCCGCGAAAUCCGAAUAGCCACUGAUGUCACAAUAUGUUUCUAUUAAUAAAAUCAUAAUUGUUUAUUCUA
This is a messenger RNA of Fopius arisanus, 1331 nucleotides long. It is a transcript of the gene Faa, whose product is annotated as fumarylacetoacetase. Bases 23 to 1279 code for a protein of 418 amino acids. Gene Ontology annotation, molecular function: fumarylacetoacetase activity. Lineage: Eukaryota; Metazoa; Arthropoda; Insecta; Hymenoptera; Braconidae. The record is from RefSeq and is a predicted model, not a curated record. The transcript is spliced from 8 exons. Gene Ontology annotation, biological process: L-phenylalanine catabolic process; L-tyrosine catabolic process; homogentisate catabolic process.